GCGCUCCAAUCCUCCUGAGUAGUUGAUUCCACAGUAUGCAGUUCCACUUAGGCUGCUCUUAAAGUAAUUCUGUGGAUUAUUCUUUUCCCGGUGGUUUCCAGGACCGCCAAUUCGAUGUCCCUGGCAGUCAUCAGAACUAAUUCGUUUCGAUAAAAAAUAGCUCUGGAAUGAUUUGCGUGCAUUCAUAGGCUACUUUCUUCACAUCAGCAGGCUAACGUACACGUAGCCACAGCGAUGGAAACUCUGAGCUACACAGAGAUGAAAAUGAAAGAUCCCUCUCUCCCAGUUUCCGCCCUGUACCUGUUGGUUCCCCCGCUUCGACUCGUCUCCGCAGCCAUGUUGCAGGUGGUGCUGCAGCAAGACGUGCUGCAUUAUGGGAAACUGGAGGAGUUUGUGUCCGUGGUGACCAAGGCGGUCCCGGAGCUGCUGAGUGACAGCCAGUGGACCCAGCUCACUCUGGGGCUGCAGGAAAGGGAGGGAUCUCCGGUGGGGUUUGGCUCCAAAACUGACGCAGCUCUGCAAGCUGUGUUUUGGGAGUUGCUCUCCAGACUGGAGCAACUGCUGCCGGUACCAGACCUCAGACAGACUGUGUCCUGGCUCAGUGCUGCCCCUUCUGUCCUGGAGGACUGUAUGCAGUCCAUUUCAAACUCACAGCAGUUGAAGACCGUUCUCAGGCACCACAAAAGCCUUGGAUGCUUGAACAGAACUGCACUUUCCUCCAUGGAUGAGUGUCCUCCAGUGUCCUCUAUGUCCUGUCCUCAUUUUGAAAGAGAUUCCACCAAGCCGACUGACACCAGCAGGCAAUCAGAUUACAUGUCUGACUUCAGAACAUUUUUGAGCGCCACCACUUCAGAGAUAAAGGCAGAAUCUCUGGCGGACAGCGCAUAUUGCACAGGGCUGGAGCCAAGAUCAAGUUUGAACAGAUGUGAAGCCAUGGAGAAGAGUGUGGAGAAGACUGGAUGUUUGAUGAUCCAGGAAGAGAACAUACUAAUCAACAUGAAGCUGGAGGAUGAGGACGAUGGGGAGAGACAGAGUGUGAAAAUGGAGAGGGUGGAUGGUGCAAGAGAUGAAGUGAGACUCAGGAUGGAGGAAGAAGCAAAGAGGGAUGAACAGGAGGAGGAGGACGUAACCCGGCAAGGCGUUCGGAAGAAGAAUGAAGGAAAAUCAGAAGGGAACCCUAGGGAAGUGGAUCUUCGCCAGCGCCCUGAGAAGGUUCACCCAGAGGAGUACAGCAGGGCUCUGAGUUCUGGAGGAAACGAAGCACAGAAGCCACUGCCAAAUGCUCACAAGCACCCCGAACCCCCCAAAACACUCCCCACCCCAACAACGUCCCACACAGGCACUCAAGGGGCCCACGUGUGCUCCCAGUGUGGGAAAGGUUUCACUACGCCACACAACCUGACACGACACAAGCGAAUUCAUGAAGGGGAACGCCCUUACUGCUGCUCCCAGUGUGGGAAGAGUUUUUGUGAGUUGGCCGGCUUGAAAAUACACCAGCGAACUCACACCGGCGAGCGCCCGUACAAAUGCUCCCAGUGUGAGAAGAGUUUCAGUCAGUUGUCCGGCUUCAAUAUACACCAGCGAACUCACACAGGUGAGCGCCCGUACAAAUGCUCCGACUGUGGGAGGAGUUUCAGUGGGUUAUCCAGCUUGAAAGUACACCAGCAAACUCACACAGGGGAACGGCGUUACCGCUGCUCCCAGUGUGGAAAGACUUUCGUUCAGUUGGGUAACCUGACCAUACACCAGCGAACUCACACAGGCGAGCGCCCGCACAAAUGCCCUGAUUGUGGGAAGAGUUUCACUGUGUUAUCGAGCUUGAAAGUGCACCAGCGAACUCACACGGGGGAACGGCGUUACCGCUGCUCCCAGUGUGGGAAGAGGUUCACGCAGUUGGGUAGCCUGAAAACGCACCAGCGUACGCAUACUGGCGAGCGUCCGUACAAGUGCUCCCAGUGUGAGAAGAGUUUCAGUCGACUGAAUGGCUUGAAAGUACACCAACGAAUUCAUACUGGCGAGCGCCCGUACAAAUGCUCUCAGUGUGGGAAGACUUUCGUUCAGCUGAGUAACCUGAACAUACACCAGCGAACUCACACAGGUGAGCGCCCCUACAAAUGCUCCCAGUGCGGGAAGAGUUUCAUUCAGUCGUCUGCUCUGACUACACACCAGCAGAGUCAUACGGGGUUACCUGCGUACACUUGCUCCCAGUGUGGGAAGAGUUUCACUCGGUUAUAUAAUCUGAAGAUACACCAGCUCACGCACACGGGGGUACGCCCCGACCCCUGCUCCCAGUGCGGGAAGAGUUCCUCUCGAUGGCACAAACUGAAGAUGCACCAGCAUUCUCACACGGAGCUGCAACAAACCUACACUUACCUAUGUCAUCGGCCCCUGCAUGAACCAUGACUACUGGAUCCCUCCCUGCUCUGGCCAGGAGCUUGUCGGCACGCUCCGGGAGAUCUCCCACCUCGGCACCAGGUGGGCAACACGUCCUGAGGGAGUCCCUGUCACGCACACGGACUAAGCUGUCUAUGCGAGUCCUCCACUAUCACCAGCUUCCUUUUCCUGAAGCAUGUGACUCAUCGGCCCUCCCAAACUCGGGCUCAAGGGCCAGAUUACUGCGAGGGCCUGGAAUCAUUUGGACGCCACAACCUCUGGAGAUGCCGCCCCUGUGUGGUAUACGAACCCUUUUCUGCGCUUGUCCCCUGCUGCCCACCCAACUCUCUCUCUCCUUCUCUCCCUGCCUGCUCUGGAGUCUUCCCCCCUUCCCAGCUGUGGCCAGCACACCGGUUCUUUAACCACUUAACUGUGGUUGGCCCUGUAACCAAGUGCUGACUUGAGUCAAAGGAAUCUCUAAUUGAGUAGCUUACGAGAUCCAGGCAAGAGAAGAUGCACCAUAGCUGCUCUCAAUGAUCAAUUAACUGCAAGUCUACCAAGACACUGAUCAGCAACUGAUCCACAUCACCCUAUAACCUUAUAAGUGCGGAGUUGAAGGAAUCUCUGAUUGAGCAACUUACAAGAUCUAGAUGAAAUAAUUGAAUUGGGGAAAAAAAACAUGCACUUAAGGACACAAGCAAACACCAUAGUGUUACAGUAUAUUCUAAAUGCCAGUAAAGUACUGCCAAUGCAUCUAUCCUCCACGAGAGGGCAGUAGAAUGCAAGAAAUAAAUUCUCAAAACCAUGAAACCAUUUAUGCAAUCUAAUCUACAUUUGGGGGAAAGAUGUAUGAUUCUGUAAGACUCGGUAACUUGGUGAACAUAAGCCCAGUCUUCAGGUCAGAACCAGCAAUGGAUUUGGCAGUGGAGAUGGGGUGAAGUCACUGCAUUCUCUUAACAGGAAACAAAGUUAAAGGUGAAAAAUGUUCGCUUGCGGCGGUACAGUAGUUGGACUCGAUCACCCAUUACAUUACAGGCAUUUAGCAGACGCUCUUAUCCAGAGCAACUGACACAGCUUUUACGCAGCAUUUACACUGCAUCCAUUUAUACAGCUGGAUAUGUACUGAAGCAAUUAUCUUGCUGAAGGGGUACAACAGCGGUGUCCCACGUCCCACCAGGGAAUCAAACUGGUGACCUUUCGGAUACAUCACCUGCUCCUUACUCAUUAUGCUACACUGCCACCCCAUUGUAGACGUUCUCGUGCCGGCAGCGAAAGUUUAAUUUGCAACACAGCUGGCAAGACUCCUCGAGAUCUUGGUCAUGCCAGAUCUAUGGUUCCAACAGCCUCUUUGGCGUUGCUUAACCAGUAAUUACUGAGCUGCUAUAAGAUGUGUGUGGCACAUAUUACGUGCUGAAGUGUUUAGAUCGGAGGUCUUGGCUUCUCAUUUUGAAUAUCGGGACGCCCAAGUGUUUGUCAAAAAACGCUGUACUGAAUUCAACAAACUUGCCAACUUGCAAACAGUAUGGUGAUGAUUAUGAAUUCAUGGCAUAUUAUAGAGGAAUGUCAGCAUUUUUGUCAAAAUUUAAAUAGAUACAUUAAUGAAUAAAUAACGGGACGGAUUGGAUGGAUCAGUCCCUAAAGACAAAGUCGGGGUCGCUGUGACCUUCUGAUUGUGGUUCAGUCUAGCAUGGCAGUCUUGGGAGCACGGGCAUAAAUUUUAAAAUGGGAUUGAGACAAUGGGACAGAGUGCACGAGAAGCAAGUUUGGCCCAGAGAGGUCCUCAACUUCUGUGAGCAUUUCAAAGAGAACCUAACGUGCCUGUCUAGAGGCGAGAGGGUGGGGCUCUUGAGAUUUAGCCAUUUGGUUGAUGGGUUACAUUACGCUACAUGACAGGCAUUUAGCAGACGCUCUUAUCCAGAGCGACUUGGUGCAGCUUCUCCCUGAUUUUGGGGAGUUUGCCCAAAUCAGGCUCGAGUUGCGACGUUCACCGCGGCCGCCGCCGUAGAGUCUGGGCUUUCAACGCGUACUCGCCUGUGCGCUCCUCCGCAACGUGUCAUGUGGUCUCUGUCAUGUGAUCUGCGGCUUCCUAUCACAUCACACCGCAGUUCCCUAGUCGGGCCUCACAAACACGUGAGCGGGAGCAGUUUAUGCGCAGCUCGAAUCUACACAAUUUGUGUGUAUUGCCUUUUAUUUAUUUAUUUAUUUAUUUAUUUUUGCACAUAUUAACCAAACCUGGGUCAAAUGCGUAUUUGUUUUGGAUUAAAAUACUUUUC
Molecule: messenger RNA, 4646 nt
Organism: Anguilla anguilla (European eel)
Lineage: Eukaryota; Metazoa; Chordata; Actinopteri; Anguilliformes; Anguillidae
Product: zinc finger protein 436-like
Exons: 7
Coding region: 235-2403 (722 amino acids)
Biological process (GO): regulation of transcription by RNA polymerase II; central nervous system development
Cellular component (GO): nucleus
Molecular function (GO): RNA polymerase II cis-regulatory region sequence-specific DNA binding; DNA-binding transcription factor activity, RNA polymerase II-specific
Source: RefSeq, a predicted model, not a curated record